AUGAAUCUCCAUGAGAGCAGUAACGAAGAGUUCUCGUCGGAUGAAGAACACGAUCAAGUUCUCAUCACGUCAAAGAAGCAGGGUGGCAAAGAUGUAUUCGCUAAUUGCGAAAGUGACGACGAAUUAAGCGAGCCAGAAGCUGAAAUUGAAGAGGAAGAGCCCCAGAACAAGAAAGCUAAAACUCAAAGCGAUGCCGAUAUAGAACUGACCGUGGUUCAAGGAAAAGAAGAAGGAGAGGAAGCAUUUCCAGCUGACGGAGAGGCCGAUCCGGAACGUCUCAAGAAGGGACGACUCGACAGACUCAAGAAACUACGAGCCGUGAAGAAGAGCAAGCACAAGACUGGUGUGGUGUACCUAUCGAAGAUCCCACCAUACAUGAAGCCCGCUAAGAUGCGGCAGCUUCUGUCUCGCUUUGGCGAGAUCGACAGGCUGUUUUUAAAGCGCGAAGAUGACCAAAAGCACAAAACGCGUGUCAGAGGUGGGGGUAACAAGAAAGUCAUGUUCGAAGAGGGAUGGGCCGAGUUUGUGCGCAAAAAGGACGCGAAGCUGUGCACGGCCACGCUGAACGGCAAUAUUGUUGGCGGGAAAAAGGGCAAUUUCUACCACGACGACGUGAUGAAUGUUAAAUAUCUUUCUGGGUUCAAGUGGGCCGAUCUGACGGAGCAGAUUGCGCGUGAAAACGAUGUCCGCCAGGCCAAACUACAAUUGGAAGUCUCGCAGGCCAACAAGAUGAACGCUGAGUUCAUCAGGAACGUCGAACGCAGCAAAAUGCUGAGCAAGAUGCGCGCCUCCAAAAAACGUGACUCACCAUCUGAGAAAGCUGACACGGAGACGGACAACAAAACUGCACAGAUUUUCAAGCAACGGAAAGUCACUACAAACCGUGCUGCAGGUCCUGAAGAGCAUAAGGCAGCUUCCUCAAAACGUUUAGACUCCGUCAUCCAGAAUCUGUUUUGA
Lachancea meyersii CBS 8951 is the source of this 957-nucleotide messenger RNA. The record is from the annotation of a GenBank genome assembly. NCBI's taxonomy places the organism in Eukaryota, Fungi, Ascomycota, Saccharomycetes, Saccharomycetales, Saccharomycetaceae.